AUGCGGGCCACCAUCAUCUUCUCCAUUUUCCUCGUCCUCAUCCUCGCCGUCUCGGCCAACCCCACGUCCCAGCCAGUGAAGGGAGGAGGUAGGUUUUAGCAUUCGAAAUCUGUGUUGUCCAUGUGCAUCCGUCGUCCGUCAAAUGUGCUCGAGCUUAAUGUCGGUAAUCCCCAUAAACUUGAGAGUAAUCCAUUUUGUUUCGCAGGUCUCCAACUCCCUUCAGGUGACAAUUGCGACCCUCUCCGCUGCAACCGCGCCUGUCAAGACCAUGAUUAUCGAGGCGGCAGUUGCUCCAUGGGGAGGUGUAUAUGCUUCUGAGAGGAUUCGUUUGAGUCAUAUGCGCAGAAACAGCGAAUUAUAAUAUUUUCGGGACUAAUAAACUUUGCAUAUCAAUUGGAAUUUUGUUAAUAGGGGAAAUAUGUAUAUACCCCAAGUGCGACGCUCAGAUUUUGAUGAAACUUGGCACAAAUUUAUAAUAAUUUUUUCUAAAAGAUGUGCGAGAAUCUUAGCUCACGCUUUGCAGAAACAACCGAGAUUUUUAAAUCGAAAAUUGGCGAAAAUUUGACAAUUUUUGCCGAAUUUCGGCACGAAAAGUUUUAUGCCUAUUUCUACCAUAGAAGGUAAUGUUUAAAAAAAUAAUUUUUUCCGCGCAAAGCCGUAAAACUUAUGGCUAAAAGUGUUCUUGGAGUUCCUGUGUGACUUUGCGUGGAUUUAAAAAACCGGUUUAGUGUUCAAAAAAAACUUUUUCUCACAUCUUUUUCAUUUAUUAAUAUUUUGCAAGGUCCAUUUCAACAACAUUCUCAACUGUAAUUAAAAAAAAUAAUUGGAAAAUUUGCAUAAUGAAGCAGUUCCUCUUUCAAAUUCGUUCUUACAAACAUAUUGAAAAAAUGCGUAUAAAAACUUGAUCCGGCAUUUUUGUCAAAAUGGAAUAGUUCUGCUCUCUUUUGUAAUGAAUCUAGGGGAUUUUGUAUGAUAAUUCCAAACCGUUUUCAUUUUUUAUGUAACAAAUAAAAACAGAAAAUUUUCCGUUAUUAAAAAAAUGAAAAUUAAAUCUACCGUCAUAUUUUAAUUUCAAUUCAUCUGUUUAUAUUGGCUAUUGGAACCAAUAUAAACAGAAUUGCUUUGAACAAUCUUGUAAAGCGACGUAAGACAUGAAGUUUACACUUUUUCUAGCUGUUCUUUUGGUCCUGCUUGCUUCAGUCUCUGCCAUGAAAGGUAGGCAAAGUUUUAUAAAAAACCUUUUAAAAAACCUGUCCGUAUCUUCAGAGAAGAAAUGCGACGAGGCAGAUUGUCGCAAAUUCUGCAUCAAGAGUGGCUAUCGGUUUGGGGGAUGGUGCAUUUAAAGGACCACAAAAGGUAUUUUUUGAACCGAAAUUUGCUCGGCUAAAAAAUUGACUAUCAGGGAUUUUCGCGUCGAGAAAAUUCCGAAGAACAAAUGUUCUCGAUUUUUUUUGGAACAAAAGAUUUUCUGAGGUUCUGUUCUGACCUCCUUGUAGAGUGUGUAGCAACGUGAUUCGAUACAAUGGAGGAUCAUCCCUGACUUUGCGGCCUAAUUUGGACCUCUACCUCGAAAACAACAUGUAAGUCAAUAUUUUAGUGUUUCUGGCUAUUUUAGGCAAUUUUUACGACGACGAAGCAAGAAAAUGAGUUUAGUAUCAAAAUUAGCCAUCCAGGAGUGCUGGUGGUCGAGUUUUUGAGAAGAUUGAGUCAAAAAUGUUGACCAGAAUACCUAGUAUAAUAUAGUUUUUUCCAGGAAUUAA
Molecule: messenger RNA, 1760 nt
Organism: Bursaphelenchus xylophilus (pine wood nematode)
Lineage: Eukaryota; Metazoa; Nematoda; Chromadorea; Rhabditida; Aphelenchoididae
Source: the annotation of a GenBank genome assembly